Kickxella alabastrina is the source of this 1327-nucleotide messenger RNA. RefSeq names its product mitochondrial carrier domain-containing protein. The transcript is spliced from 2 exons. Lineage: Eukaryota; Fungi; Kickxellomycota; Kickxellomycetes; Kickxellales; Kickxellaceae. Gene Ontology annotation, molecular function: transmembrane transporter activity. Bases 62 to 901 code for a protein of 279 amino acids. The record is from RefSeq and is a predicted model, not a curated record. Gene Ontology annotation, biological process: transport.
CUUCAGUCAACUUCUUUAUUAUAUAAUUUUUUCGUCGCACUUUUACAUACACAGACAGACCAUGGAGACAGUCAUCAUUACAACAAAAAAGAAGGAGGUCGUUCCUAAGGCUGCCGGGGAGUUCGUCGCCGGCACAAUGGGCGGCUGGGCGCAAGUGGUCGUCGGCCAUCCCUUCGACACAAUCAAGGUGCGCAUGCAGACACAGCCCAAUCCGCCGGUUUACUCUGGUGGCAUGGACUGCCUGCGGGCAACCAUCAAGGGUGAGGGCAUGGCAGGCCUGUACAAGGGUGUGACAUCGCCGCUGGCCGGAAUUGGCUUCUGCAACGCCGUGGUGUUUGCUGCCAACGGGUACUUUCUGCGCCUGCUGCAGUCCAACUCCUCAGGCCCACUGACGCUGAACCAGAAGGCGAUGGCCGGUGGUCUUGCCGGAGGAGUCAUGUCUUUCCUUAAUUGCCCCGUUGAGCUGCUCAAGGUCAAGCUGCAGACCCAGUCUGCCAUCGCCGCUGUAGCCGGCCACAAGCCGUACACUGGCGUGUUUAACUGUGGCCUUCUGGGGCUAUUUUGGAUGUAUGAGGGCCUCAAGGCGGCGCUCGUGUACCGUCGUUUGGGCGUGGCUGACGGGUCAAAGAGCAACGGCGCGGAGCAAUUCCUUGCCGGCGGCUUUGCUGGUAUCGCGGCUUGGCUGACGGCAUAUCCGCAGGAUGUUAUCAAAUCACGCAUGCAGAUGGAUUACAAGUACAAGACAACGUCAGACGCGUUCAAGGCUCUAUUGCACGAGUCCAAGGGCGGCAACUGGCGCAUAUUCUUCCGCGGAUUUGGCCCGACCAUCCUCAGAGCAUUCCCCGCCAACGCUGCCACGUUUGUGAUGUACGAGUGGACAAUGAAGGCCUUGAGUAGCUAACCACAACCAUACAAAUUCAAUGACAUUUAUAACCCAAUGUUUAAUCAAUACACAAAAAAGCUCGGCUCUCCAGUGCGCGGAUCAGAAUCAUGAAACGCAAUCAUGAUUAACUGUUAUUUGCUGGUGGGGGGUUUUGUUUGGUUUCGUCUAAAACACGCGCAGUAACUUUUUUUGCAUUUAGAAAAUAAUUAAAGACGCGGUUACUGCUGACAUUCUUGGCCCCAUCGCCCGCGGCCUACAAUACUGCCUCCGCGUCUUUUCUUACGAGGGGAAUGAGGAAUGGGCUUGCAAUUAAGCCGCCCACGGCGGUUGCGCCCAUCUUUGGAAGAGGAUGAAAUUUGCACAACCAGGUAUGUAUCUCGCCCACCGCAAUCCGGGUCGCGUUGCUUCCUCUGUUGUCAAAAACCCAUUUUCUUUUAAUUAAUA